CACUAGGGGUUAAAAGUUUGGACAACCAAAUAUUAUUAUGCAUCACCUACAUCUUAAACCGGUUUCAAAUAGCAAUGAUUUAGAUCUCUGUUCCGAAUCAUUUCUAUUUUAGCGUGUUCGAAAUGAUGAUUCUGCAACGUUAGAGCUCCCUACCUGUACCUACAUUACUUUCAUUUGGCUCCGAGGGGCGAGGUUCAAUUUUUUUUGUUGGAAAAAUGAAUUCAGAAUCUAAUGCCAGUAUGGAUCACGGAAUCGAACAAGCAGAUGACCACCUGAAAAUGAACGAAGAAAAAAAAACCUUGUUACCACCAAAAAGAUCAUCCGUUUUGGAUCAUUAUUCCAUAUCAUUUGAACAACUGAUGUUCGUUAUCAUUAUAGUAUUACCGGCAUUACCAGCUGGAGUGUCAGUCGGAUUCUCAGCCAUUGCUCUUCCUGAACUGAAUUUAAAUUUGAUACAAUCUUCGUGGUUCGCGAGCUUGCCUACACUAGGUGCCAUACUUGGGAACUUCAUAACUGGUUACGUAAUCGAUAGAUUCGGAAGAAAAUUGGCUUUUUUUGUCAACACCAUACCGGCAUUUAUCGGAUUCGCUUUUCUGGCUGGUUCUCCAAAAGUGGUUCAUCUUUACAUUGGUCAAACAUGUAUAGGAAUAUCUCAAGGUGCAGUUACUUUUGUAGCAACUGCAUACAUAGCAGAAAGCUUAGCGCCAGAUAAUUUGCAUUUUAGGAGCAGUUUGGCAUCGUGGAAUAUAUUGGGCGUUACUCUGGGCUUAUCUAUCACGUAUGUUUUAGGUUAUUUGUUUCAUUACGAUGGUGUAGCUUUGAUUGCCGCUUCAGUCGCAUUGCUAUCAUCGAUAUUAAUACUUGUUUUUGUACCCGAAAGUCCAGCUUGGCUUGAUCAACAGGGAAGGUUUAAGGAAGCUCAACAAGCUAGGUAUCAAUUAGGUUGCGAACGUUUUGACAUAGAAUCAUCGACAAGUUAUAAACCCAUCAGCGACGACAUAAACGUAGAUGAAACCCUUUUCUCAUACUUGCUGAAAGUUAGGAGAAAAGAUGUAUAUAUGCCACUGUUGGUUACAACAGCGUACUUCUUUUUUCAACAAUUCUCUGGUACGCAAGUCUACUCCGCAUAUAUGGUGGAAAUCAUCACCGUCAAAUCAUUAACUAUCGAUUCUUAUUUAACCACUCUUAUAUGUGGUCUCAUCAUGGCAAUGGGUCAGAUUUCCUACACUUCUUUUCUGCCACGAAUGGGGGUGAGAAAAAUUGCAAUUACAUCGUCACUAGUGGCAAGUUCGACCACGUUAGUAUUGGGAAUAUGCAAUCAUUUGAGUAGCACUAUCACAGUGUAUCCUUACAUUGUCGACUACAUCCACAUCCUUGCUGUUUGGUGUAAUGUAUUCUUCAGUGCAAUGGGUAUUGCAACAGUUCCCUAUACGAUAAUAGGUGAGAUUUUCCCAGCAGAUGCUAAAGGUUUCGGGUCAGUUGCCGUCUUCGCCGUGAAUUUGUUUUAUUUCAUCAAUUUAAUGAUAUACCCUCAAGCAGUAGUGCUCUCAUCUUAUGCCAUUUUCUACGUAUAUGCUAUAAUAGGUUUUCUAGCUGUGCCAUUCAUAUAUUACUGUAUCCCAGAAACAGUUGGACGAACUCUAGAGCAACUUUCCUCUGACUUUUCUUCGUAACAUUGCACUUGGUAUCUAACUAAAACUAUCUAUACCUAACGAGGGAUUUGAGGUGUCACACUCCGAUUUGAACGGGACCGCGAUUUUUGGAAAGAGCAUAGUCUAAAACCCUGAAAACCAAAUUUUCAGCUGCCCAAGUUCAUUUUUCGAUUUUUGGCGAAUUUUUGGAAAUUCAAAAUUGACUGUUUUUGGCGAUUUAUGCAUUUUUUUUUUUUAAAGUACGUACUUGAUCAUUAAAAAUGGUCAAAAUAAGCCCCAAAACUAAUAUUAAUUACCCAAAUCCGAAUUUUACGAUUUUCCAGCCAUUCUGGAGCCUCCAGCGCGAUUUUUCAAUUUCUCCUGAGGCGAUUUUGAGAGUGCUGAAGAGUGGUUUUUUGACCAGCUUUUUUCAAAAUUAAAAAAUCAAAAAAAUCAAAAGAUAACGGUUUGUGAGGAAAUUUUUGAAAUUCGCGCGAAUCGCUGUAUUUUUUCAAGAACUAACCUCCGGAGCGCAAAUUCUACCAUUUCCAGCCGUUUUGGAGCGAGUGUGACACCUCAAAAAACCACUCUUGAGGUGUCACUCUCAAAAUCGGCUCAAAUGUGGAUUAACUCGUUAAACAGGUCCAGUAUAAUACACACCUCGAUUUUUAGCUGCCCAACUGCAUAUCCACGCCUUCUGGAGCAAAUUCAUAAUUCUGGAGAAAUUGAAAAUCGCGCUGGAGGCUCCAGAAUGGCUGGAAAUUGUGAAAUUUGGAUUUGGGGGGUUAGUUACGGACAAAACACAGCGAUUCGCGCUCAUUUCAAAAAUUUCCUCACAAACGGGAAACUUUUGAUUUUUUUGAUUUUUUAAUUUUGGAAAAAUCUGGUCAAAAAACCACUCUUCAGCACUCUCAAAAUCGCCUCAAAUGUGGAUAAACUCGUUAAACAGGUCGAGUGUAAUAUACAACUCGAUUUUUAGCUGCCCAACUUCAUAUUCACGCCUUCUGGAGCAAAUUCGAAAUUCUGGAUAAAUUGAAAAUUCGCGCUGGAGGCUCCAGAAUGGCUGGAAAUAGUAAAAUUUGGAUUUGGGUAAUUGAUAUUAGUUUUGGGGCUUAUUUUGACCAUUUUUACUGAUCAAGUACGUACUUUUAAAAAAAAAGCAUAAAUCGCCAAAAACAGUCAAUUUUGAAUUUUCAAAAAUUCGCCAAAAAUCGAAAAAUGAACUUGGGCAGCUGAAAAUUUGGUUUUCAGGGUUUUAGACUAUGCUCUUUCCAAAAAUCGCGGUCUCGUUCAAAUCGAAGUGUGACACCUCAGGAGGUUCCAUUUAAGAUAAAUAUUAUAAGGUAUGGUAUUCUUUCUAGUCGUUUUGUUCAGUGAUGGCAAAACUUUUUCAUUUCAGUUCAAGUUUUUAGUUUUUAGUUUCAGUUUUAUUUUUUUCAGUUCAUGUUUUCAGUUUUUAGUUUCAGUUUUAUUUUUUUCAGUUCAAGUUUUCAGUUUUUAGUUUCAGUUUUACUUUUUUCAGUUCAAGUUUUUAGUUUCAGUUUUCAGUUUUGAUUUUUUCAGUUCAAGUUUUUAGUUUCAGUUUUUCAUUUCAGUUUCAGUUUUCACUUUUCAUCAUUUAUUAAGGUUCGAAACAAAAUGAAAAAAAAAAUUCUUUUCUUUCAUGAAUUUUUUCAUAUUCAUACAUUAAUUUAAUAGUCCGGGAGCCCACUUAAGGAUAAAUUGCACCCCCUCGUCGAUCCUCCGGGACAACUUUUUUCAAGGGGAAGUCCUGAGGAACAUUUCUAGCCCUUGUACUCAAAAAAAAACUUGGCGCUACUUACAAAAUGGUGUCCAUUUUGAUUGACAGGUGAGCUGAAAUCGCAGAUUUCGUGUUCCAACAUAGGACUUGCACAACAUUUUUUGAACUAUACAAAGGUAGAUCGAAAGAUCAAGUAAAAAUUUAUCACCUGUCAAAAUUUCAAGUGCUAAAGUACGUUUUUCGAUUUUUGGUGAAUUUUUGAAAAUCAAAUUUAGGCCAAAAAUGAGGGAAAAAAUCAAAAUUUUACCAAAUAGACCAAGAAAGCUGAAAUUUGGGACACACCCUAUUUUCGACAUGACAAAUCGAUUGGAAACUGUUUCAAACCGGUUCGAGCAGUUCUGGAGCCUCCAGCAGAUUUUUGAAACUCGAAAUUCCCACAAAAUUUCACCAACAUGGAGUUGGAAAGCUGAAAUUUAUUCUGUAAGGAGCCUCCAUCAGAUUUUUGAAAAUUUAAAUUUUUACAAAAUUUCAUCAAAUGGCGAUGGAAAGCUUAAAUUUACUCUACACUCCAAUUUUAACAUCCUCUGAAGACGACUUCAAGUGGGUCCAAAUCAUUUUGGAGCCUCCCAACGACUUUUUGAAAAUUACUGGAGCCUCCAGUAGAUUUUUGAAACUUGAAAUUCCCGAAACAUUUUACCAAAUGGAGUUGGCAAGCUGAAAUUUACUUCGCAAACUAAUUUCAAUACAAUAUUAAGUCGACUACAUGGUGGUUUCAAGUGAUUUUAAAUGAUUUUGAAGUUUCCAGCUACUUUUUGGAAAUUUCAAUUUUCCAAAAAACACCACAUGACCUCUCAAAAAAUCGCUGGAGGCUCAAAAACGUCUUGAAAUCCGCCAACAGACGACUUCGUAGCGUAUUGAAAUUAGUUUGCAGAAUGAAUUUUGACUUUCCAUCUCCGUUUGAUGAAAUUUUUAGGAAAUUUAUAAAGUUUCAAAAAUCUGAUGGAGGCUCCAGUAAUUUUCAAAAAGUCGCCGGAGGCUCCAAAACGACUUAAAAUCCCCCUGCAGUUGACUUCGUAGCGUAUUGAAAUUAGUUUGCAGAGUAAAUUUCGGCUAUCCAACUCCAUUUGAUGAAAUUUUGUGGGAAUUUCGAGUUUUAAAAAUCUGCCGGAGGCUCCAGAACUGCUCGAAACGGUUUGAAACAGUUUCCAAUCGAUUUGGCAUGUCGAAAAUAGGGUGUAUCCCAAAUUUCAGCUUUCUUGGUCUAUUUGGCGACAUUUUGAUUUUUCCUCUCAUUUUUGGCCAAAAUUUGAUUUUCAAAAAUUCGCCAAAAAUCGAAAAACGUACUUUAACACUUGAAAUGUUGACAGGUAAUAAAUUUUUGCUUGAUCUUUCGAUCUACCUUUGUACAGUUUGAAAAAUUUUGUGCAAGCCCUAUGUUGGAACGCAAAAUCUGCGAUUUCGACUGACCUGUCAAUCAAAAUGGCCACCAUUUUGUAAGUAGGGCCACUUUUUUUUUGAGUACAAGGGCUAGAAAUAUUCCUUAGGACUCCCCCUUCAAGAAAAAAGUUGCCCCGGAGGAUCGACCGGGGGGGGGGGUGCAAUUUAUCCUCAAGUGCGCUCCCCGACUAUAAUCUAAUUUGCUACUUGGCAACAGAAACUUCAUAUUUCAAAUUCAAACAUUUCAAACUCAAAAAUUAAGUAUGAAUAAAUAAAAUCCUGGGCUGGGGGCUGAAAAAAAGACAAGUUGAUAGUAGGUAUGCUACUUGGAAGGAGGAUUGCAUCGUCCUUUUGCCGACAGUAAAUUGUUAUUUUGCCACAAUAAUUGAAAUUUUAUAAUUUACGAUCCAGUAGUUCAGUUCAUCAGUUCAGUUCAUCAGUUCAGUUCAUCAGUUCUGUUCAGAAAAAGUGAAAAAUUUGCAUUUUUUGUAUACUUACAAGUAGCAUCUAGAAUGGCCCCAGCCCCAGCAAAGCAAGGCCAAAAGUUUUCAGUUUUGGAAAAUUUGUGAUUUAAAAAGUAGAAAGUAGAACAAUAUCAAUUUUAAUGAAAAAAUUAGGUUUUUUUGACCCAGGCUGGCAACUCAACGAGGGCAAAAGAUUGGAUAAUUUGUUGUUUAAAAAAUUAGAACAAUAUCAAUUUUAUUGGUAGAAUUUGCCAUUCGGUUUUUCUGAAUUCAACUUUUUCUAAAUUUCAUCAAUGGUUUUUUCAAACUCUGACUUCUGACUCUUAGCGGAAAGAAGGGGUUCAAUUCAAAUUGGCCCGAGCGAAGCGAGGCAAAAGCUUUUGAAAAAAAUGAAAAUUUUGAAAAUAGAUUGAUGAUUUUGUCGACAAAAUUCAGUGAAUGGCAAAACUUUUACAUUUCAGUUCAAGUUUUUAGUUUUUAGUUUCAGUUUUAUUCAGGGGUGCUAACCGUAACCGCAAAAAACCGAAAACCCAAACCCAAACCCAAAUAAGAUCCAUAAUUUUAGCCAUUUUCAAACCCAAACUGAAAACAAAAACCGAAAUUUCAUAGGUUUUUUAAAAACCGUAAAAAACCAGAACGAAAAUAAUGAAGCAGCGUGAGUGAAACCGAAACCUAAACCGAUAUAAUUUAUUUCGGUUAUUUUCGGUUUUCAGUUUGGGUUUUUUUCGGUUUUUUAAGGUUUUCUGUUGGGUUUUUUUCGGUUUUUUAAAUUUUUUUGGGGAGAUUUUUUCUAAUUUUUGACUUUUGAGACUCGAAAGUCGAAAUCCAGGGAAAUUGAUAAAUAUAAUGAACUGAACCUAACAAAUUCGGUCCUUGGUUGUUGCUGUUUGGGUUGCGAAGAAAUUUUUUAAAAAAAUAUGUAAAACCCAAAAAAACCGAAAACCGAAACCAAAACUGGAAUUUUUGUGAGUAAAACCGAAACCCAAACUGAAACCGAAAUUUUGAAUUUCAAAACCGAAACUGAAAUCAAAACCGAAAAAUGUCAACAAAAAAAUUGGAGUGAAACCGUAACCUUAAUUAAAUAAUUAAGGUUAGCACCCCUGGUUUUAUUUUUUUCAGUUCAAGUUUUUAUUUUUCAGUUUCAGUUUUAUUUUUUUCAGUUCAAGUUUUUAGUUUUCAGUUUCAGUUUUUCUCAUUUCAGUUCUAGUUUCAGUUUUAGUUUCAGUUUCUCCAUUUCAGUUCAAGUUUUCAACCAGUUUCAGUUUCAGUUUCAGUUUCAGUUUUCCAUCACUGGUUUUGUUGUAUUUUAAAGAUAUUCUGUCAACGUUAAUUUGAAUUUUGUAAAGUAUUGUAUUAUGUAUAUUAUGUUGAAUAUUUUAAAAAUUGAAUAAAGAAUCGAUGAAAAAUUCUGCCUUUAUGAAUUAUUUGGAAUUUUAAAACUGAAAACGAAGAAAACAAACUAGGAACAAUUUCAACUAAUAUAAAAUAUGAGUAUACGAAUUAUGAACUUGUAAAGGGAACAACUCAACGAGAGAAAUGAAAAUAGGGGUGUCAUGCUCAAGUGCUGUAAUGCGAAUAGACAGACACGCACUACAAGUACAUACAAGAGUACUCGAAACCGUUUACAUAAAAGCACGUUUUAUGGCUGAAUCGAUUUUACAAUAAGUGAUAAUGUCAAAGAAAGGUGUCUACAUCACAGAGAGUUCAAAUUCAACGAUUAUGUUACAUAAUAAUAAUUUAAUUAAGCAUUGAUGAAGCGAUUGACAGUAAUAUACCUACAUAUUAGAUAUUAACUAACUAUCAAUACUGUGAAAAAACUACUCAAAGAUGAUUUCGUUACCGGUUACUAAAAGAAAAAAUGAGGCAUUCAACAGCAAAUGUAAAUUUUGCAGUAGCAACAGAAAGGAAGAAAAAUCCAACAACAUACUCACAGAAGAAAAUAUAACAACAUUUUGCUUCGGUGUUCUUCUACUAUGCUCUACGAUCGCUUUCAUUGAAUAUCUUACAUUAUUCAACCAUUUCAAAAAUAUUUCCGAGGAAUUUAAAGAGGGUAUAUCGGAUUAUGAAGCUAUACAAGAGCGAACAAAAUGCUUCCAGAAUACUUCCAUCAGCGAAUAUCUUUCUUCAUUCUUAUGAACUACAAUCGUCGUAGAAGAAUGAAUUUCAGAAGUCUGUGUUGCAGUAGGCAGGGUUGGUUAUAAACAGACACUACAAUGUAGAUUUGAAAUGAAACUGUGCAAGUAAAUAAUUGUUGAAUUUUCAUAGGCAUAAUCAUACAUGUUUCCGGUAUAUUAUAAGUAAGUAAAUAAAAUUAAUUAUUUAAACUA
Planococcus citri (citrus mealybug) is the source of this 7600-nucleotide messenger RNA. Its product is annotated as facilitated trehalose transporter Tret1-like. Gene Ontology annotation, biological process: transmembrane transport. Gene Ontology annotation, cellular component: membrane. The transcript is spliced from 6 exons. Bases 216 to 1673 code for a protein of 485 amino acids. Gene Ontology annotation, molecular function: transmembrane transporter activity. Lineage: Eukaryota; Metazoa; Arthropoda; Insecta; Hemiptera; Pseudococcidae. The record is from RefSeq and is a predicted model, not a curated record.